Manis pentadactyla (Chinese pangolin) is the source of this 2909-nucleotide messenger RNA. RefSeq names its product actin related protein 1A (gene ACTR1A). Bases 99 to 1229 code for a protein of 376 amino acids. The transcript has 11 exons. Lineage: Eukaryota; Metazoa; Chordata; Mammalia; Pholidota; Manidae. The record is from RefSeq and is a predicted model, not a curated record.
CCGCCCAGUACAGGUGGCCAGACUGCGCAUGCGUGUCAGUGGCGUUAGCAGCACACCCGGCUGGCAGUUCCUUCCUCGGAAGGAGAGAAUCCUCUGCCAUGGAGUCCUACGAUGUGAUCGCCAAUCAGCCAGUUGUGAUCGACAAUGGAUCCGGUGUGAUUAAAGCUGGUUUUGCUGGUGAUCAGAUCCCCAAAUACUGCUUUCCAAACUAUGUGGGCAGACCCAAGCACGUUCGUGUCAUGGCAGGAGCCCUAGAAGGUGACAUCUUCAUUGGCCCCAAAGCUGAGGAACACCGAGGGCUGCUCUCCAUCCGUUACCCCAUGGAGCAUGGCAUCGUUAAAGACUGGAAUGACAUGGAGCGCAUUUGGCAAUAUGUCUAUUCAAAGGACCAGCUGCAGACUUUCUCAGAGGAGCAUCCUGUGCUCCUGACAGAGGCACCUUUAAACCCGCGGAAAAACCGGGAACGAGCUGCUGAGGUAUUCUUCGAGACCUUCAAUGUGCCAGCCCUUUUCAUCUCCAUGCAAGCUGUGCUCAGCCUUUAUGCCACAGGCAGGACCACAGGUGUAGUGCUGGAUUCUGGGGAUGGCGUCACCCAUGCUGUGCCCAUUUAUGAGGGCUUUGCCAUGCCCCACUCAAUCAUGCGCAUCGACAUUGCUGGCCGAGAUGUCUCUCGCUUCCUUCGCCUCUACCUGCGUAAGGAGGGCUACGAUUUCCACUCAUCCUCCGAAUUUGAAAUUGUCAAGGCCAUAAAAGAAAGAGCCUGCUACCUAUCCAUAAACCCCCAGAAGGAUGAGACACUAGAGACGGAGAAGGCGCAGUACUACCUGCCUGAUGGCAGCACCAUUGAGAUUGGGCCUUCCCGAUUCCGGGCACCUGAGCUGCUGUUCAGGCCAGACCUGAUCGGUGAGGAGAGUGAGGGCAUCCACGAGGUGCUGGUGUUUGCCAUUCAGAAGUCUGACAUGGACCUGCGGCGCACGCUCUUCUCUAACAUUGUCCUCUCGGGAGGCUCCACCCUUUUCAAAGGUUUUGGUGACAGACUACUGGGUGAAGUGAAGAAACUGGCUCCAAAAGAUGUGAAGAUCCGGAUAUCUGCACCUCAGGAGAGACUGUAUUCCACAUGGAUUGGGGGUUCUAUCCUUGCCUCCCUGGACACCUUUAAGAAGAUGUGGGUCUCCAAGAAGGAAUACGAGGAAGAUGGUGCCCGAUCCAUCCACAGGAAAACCUUCUAAUGUUGGGACAUCAUAUUUACCUCUCUCUGAAGUUAACUCCACUUUAAAACUCGCUUUCUUAAGUCGGAGUGUUUGCGAGGAACUGCCUGUGUGUGUGAGUGUGUGUGUGGGGACGAGUGUGUGCGCAUAUGUGAGUGCCGUGUGACCCAGGGAUUCCAGGGCCCAGAAAGGACGAUGAACUGCCCACGAUUGCGAAGGCCUGAGGCCUGGGGUUGACCACUAACUGGCCCAAGGAAAAGUGCUGGCAGAGAGCCCCACUCCUUCCUCAUCUGGGCCUUUGGCCGUGUGGGACUAUGUUUACUACCAUAGGGAGACAGAGAGGGAGGUAAACCCAAGCCCCAAGAGACCUUGUUGCUGCCCGUCCUAGCUGGGCUACCCCCACCCCACCCCCUGGGUGCCCUGUGGCCCAAGGCAGCCUCUGCUUCCCUUGCUCAUCCUGCUAUGGAUGCCUCUGGAUCAUGGAUGGAGGACUGCGGAUGGGGUAGAGUUCCAUCUGAUUUUGUUGCAGUUUAGGUUUGGGAGGCUAGAAAAGCACUCUAGGAGCUGUUGCUAAACGUCUGGGGUCAGGAGAGGGCAGGAUGCCAUCAGCUGCACCUGGGGGCCAGCACCACACUGGGCAUCGGAGGAGGGCAGUAGUGCCACUUCCAAGUGGUGGCAGAGUUAAUGCUCCACCCCUAUCUCCAUUCCAGAGGGUCUUGGGAGAGUUUAAGGAGCCGGUUGGCCCCAGGCCCUAUUACUUGCUUUUCAUCCAUCCUUGGACAAUGCCAUCUUCAAACAGUUUUAUUUAUUGAAGUGUUUGUUCAGUAUGGGGACUUGGAAAGGAGUUCAUCGUCUCCUGCCCACCAGUCACCUCGUUCACACUAAUGUUUACAGCACCUAAGCUUAGCGUAGUAUCCAGGGCCCUGCCACUCCCUGCUGUGAACUGGCCAUAUCCAUAGGCCUCAGGACCAUCUGGGAUCAGAGGUUAUUGUAGUCAUUCCCACUGGCCCCUUUCUUUCUCCCUCUUCUACUUGCUCACUGCUCUGGAAUCAACAGGCUGGUUGCUGGUUGUAUUUUCUGAAACAGGAGAUAGACUCUCUUUUGCAGAGAUCCCUAGCAAAGAAGGGGAGUUGGGAACUCAGCCCCCAUCGACUGGAUAUCAAGAGCCACAAGUAACCAAGUUGCCUUUUCACACUCUAGCUGACGGGGUUGGGGGCUAGGUUGUAGAGGAAAGAAGACCCCUUUCUGCCAUUCUUGACUUUGGGCUUGUGUGGUUAGGGAAGGAGGGUGACAGACUAGAACACCAGGAUCUGAUGGUCUCAGGCACAUCUCUCAUCCAGUGGGGCCAGGUACCUACCCUGGAUUGGGCUGGCCUAAAGGUGGCCCAAAAGCUUUUCAGCCCAGAUGGUGGAAACGGGGGCUAGCAAAUCUUUACCGGCACCCUCACCUGUGAUACCAGGACCUGCCCCAAUCCCAGAUUCCAGGUAGUAUCCUCUCCCAUGCUGUCCAAUGACCAAAGGCCCUGCCAGGUGUGGGCCAUAGCAGCAGGUGUGUGAAAGCAGUGUGGCAACCCUCAGACUACAGUGUGCUUAACCAGCUCACCUCCCUUCUCUUAGCCCAAGCCUAUCCCCACACAGCCUCACACAAACCAUGUUGCCUGGUGGGGCCCAGUGUACUUAAAUAAAGUUGUUCCAAUAGACA